UCCAAGGAAGCUGAGAAUAAUAUCUUUGGGGAAAUAUUUUCAAAAGAAAAAGAACAAAUAUCUGGGUGAUACGAUUUUAUAUUAGCUUGUUUUUUAAUCACAUUUAUUAAGAGGGUAAUAAUCCGUGAAAACACAACAAAGAAAUUCCCAAAUUCUCAAUGUUAGGGUUCCACUUCUUUUGGUGAAAUCCACCGGUGACUAAAAAAAUCCCAGAUUCUUAGUAUCAGUAAAGAUUAGAAAGUUUUCUUUAACUCUUAGUUUAUUGUUUGUAGUUUCUGAUCAUGGAGGAAAAAGUGGAUGAGAGAAGUGAAACGAGACACCCACGGUUACCGAAAUCAGUAGCACCAUGGCUAGUGAUACCAUUUCAAGAAGAAGGUAAUAAUCAAAACCAAGCUUUCUAUAAAAUUUCUGAACCAAAUAACAAAACAAUUAGAAUAUGCACCCCUGAACUGAGUGGUAGUAACAGAUUUUAUCAGAAACCAUCUCAUCAAGGAUGGGUAGUUAUUCGUUGUGAUGAUGUAGAUGACAAAUUGAAACAUGGGGUUUGUUUUUUAUGUAACCAUUUAUCAUUAAAAACUAUUCAAUUGCCUAAUCUUGGAAAAUUCCUUACUAAUGUAUCCAAUGAUGAAGAUGAUGUUUUUGGUAUUCACGAUUGCGUUUUAUCAUCACCGCCCCUGAAAGAUGGUAGUGCUAAUCUUAUUAACGUUAAUGAUCCAAUUGUUUAUUUCCUUGUUUGGGGACCUAUUGAUUUAAUUGUGUAUUGUCGCGUUGGUGAUGCGAAAUGGAGAGCGUCAUCUAUUCCUGGAGGAAUGAUAGAUGACAAGUCGGCGGCUUCACUCAUUUGCUUUAAAGAUAAAUUAUUUGUAUUGAGUUGUGCUUAUCAUUUUGAGCUAGUGGUUGAGACACGACUAAGGGGUGGUUAUAUUGAUCUUCGAAUUCGACAGUUAGAGGUCAGUAGUGUCCAUUCUGAGUAACAUAUAUUUUCUGCAGUCAUAUGAAGAAAUAUACAGAAUUGAUAUGGUGUGUUUGGUCAGUAGAGGUUACCUUAAUAAUUUGGUUAUCUCAUUAAAUAUGUUGAGGUUGAAUUUCUCGAACAUGUCUUGGGAGGACGUGAACAGUUUUGGUGAUACAGUGCUGUUUCUUGGCAAAAAUACUAAUGCUUACUGCUCAGCGGCUGAGUUGGGGCUAAGCAAGGGUUAUCUGUAUUAUACAUUGCCCAAAGAUCAAAGUUUAUACAUGUUUGAUGUGGAGGACAAAUGCACUACGACUAUCUUGCCUUGUUCCAAUUUGCCAACGCCAUGGUAUUCCUUGCAGUGGAUAAUGAUGCCUCAACCAACCGCCAGUGUCGCUGAUGGAGGAAGAAUUAUGGAUAUUUUGUCAAGCAAAGUUGGACCAAUCAAUAACACAAGAAAGGGGAACGAAAUGGAGGAAAUAACAAUUGCAGAUGACAGUGAGAAUCUGACAAAAAAAAAACAAAUGGUGGAAGACCUAAAAGAAGCAAGACCUUGGAUGGUCGUUAAUGAGGACAUUGUGGACUCCAUCGCAAGUCAUCUUCAUCCGGUGGAUUUCCUACAUUUCCGUGCAGUUUGUAAAGCAAAUAAGGUUCCAAUAAUGAAACAGAUUUCAGGGGUUAUAAGAAGCACGUAUUUAACUCCAUGGCUUUUGUUUUCUACAGAAAAUGCUACUCGCAACAAUUUUGUAGAUCCAAUGCAUAAUAACGAGAAAUACCUCAUGAACCUCCCUGAAUUGCUAGCAGGUGCUAUAGUUCGUUGUCAAAAGGGUGGUUGGCUAUCGAUGUCGAAAGGUAGGUUUACCUUUUUCUUCUACAAUCCCUUUACAAAAGAGACUAUUCAGCUUCCGGAGUUGCGACGUGGUUGUGUCUUUGCUGGUGUCACAUUCUCCUCUUUACCAACUUGCUCAGACUGUGUAGUUUUUGGCAUUGCACAAAAAAAUAAAGAAGAAGUUUCCAUCUACAUCAUUAAGAAGGGGCUGAUAGUUGGGGAAUUCUUUCCUUUCAAAAUAGUGAUUUGGAGAAGUACAUGCCAACCUUCAAUGAACCAGUUUUUCACAAGGGAGCUUUUUUUGCCGUAGAUUUUAACGGAACCUUGGGAGUUUAUAAUGAGGGUAGUUGGAAAAUUCUUGAAAAGCCUCGUGGAUUCUCUAACUCUGCAUAUGUCAGUUUCUUGGUGGAAUGUGAAGACGACCUUUUAUUGGUGCGAAUUCUUGGAUUUUCUGUUACAGUAUUUUGGCUUGGCCGGACUUGUUUUUGCUUUUGCCCUGAAGGAAAUUCAGGGGAAUCAUUUGAAAGAGUGGUUUGGUGGUUCUGAGAGUUGGAUUCUUCACAUUCAGACAUACACAAGUAAUUUUACUUGUCACCAUUCAGACAUCUUCUUGUAAUGCAAUACGAGUUUAAACCAGAGUACAAGACUACUACAGAAGCGGUUGGAGAUUGGUAUUUCGACAGAGAGGCCAUUUGAGGAGACUGUCUGUCCUUGAAGAUUUGAGCAAAGGCUAGGUGUAGACCUGAAAGCAGCUCCUAUAUCAGUUACUGAUUUUCCCUCUUCUCGCCAGACUGAACUUGUGUAUGGCUCAGCAACAGACGAGCAGUUCAAAAAGAAAGAAGUCUUAAAUAAUAGAGAUCCAAGCAAUCCUUCUUGUCACCAUUCAGACUUCUUUUCUUAAAGCAAUACGAGGUUAAAUCAAAGGUACCCCGAUACCUCUCAUUAUCUGUUUUAUAUCUAAACCCCCCAUUAUCUCCAUUUUGCUUCUUGAAACUUGUAUAUUACAAAAGUGAUGAUUUGUAAACCAAAAUAUGCCUGAGAAUGUUCUUCUGUUCUAUUUCUAUAUCUACAUACAUGAUCUCCA
This is a messenger RNA of Papaver somniferum (opium poppy), 2865 nucleotides long. RefSeq lists its product as uncharacterized. Bases 1018 to 2091 code for a protein of 357 amino acids. The record is from RefSeq and is a predicted model, not a curated record. The transcript has 4 exons. Lineage: Eukaryota; Viridiplantae; Streptophyta; Magnoliopsida; Ranunculales; Papaveraceae.